This is a messenger RNA of Panonychus citri (citrus red mite), 4899 nucleotides long. RefSeq names its product PHD finger protein 3-like. Gene Ontology annotation, cellular component: nucleus. Gene Ontology annotation, biological process: DNA-templated transcription. The record is from RefSeq and is a predicted model, not a curated record. Lineage: Eukaryota; Metazoa; Arthropoda; Arachnida; Trombidiformes; Tetranychidae.
AAAGAAAUUAUGAUUUUCCUGAGCUUUCAUGUGGUUUGUAAUUACUAUUAUGAAAAUAUUACGAGUUAAUCACUUUUUUAAUUAAGUUAAUUAAACAAAUAGUCUCUAAUUUUGUGACAAACAGUUUCCUCAAGAGGAUAACCAAUCAAUUAAAAGGGAAAUAUAAUCAAUGAAAGUUCAAAUAUGUCUACAAGUCACACGAAUGUUAUCAUACCUACAUAUUAUUUCAUCGAUACAAUUCAUCUCGAUCAUCCCUAUGCUUGUCAACCUGUGUGUCAAAGACCUCCUCCUGUACCCGAAGAAGCAACAACAGUCGCUAUAUCAGCAGAUAAUACAUCAUUUGAACCUUCUAUCGAAUCUUCUGUUGAAAUAACUGUACCAGCCUCUGAUCCUGUUGAGAAUGUUUCAAUCAGAGAAACCGAAACAACUUUUUCAUACAACACUGCUAGUUCCUCUUCAUAUUCACCACCAUCUACACCGAAAAGAAGAUCACAGAGGCAACUUGACCGUCAGGAAAAAACUUUACUGGAAAAGAUCAAAGCUGAAAAUGCUGAAAUGCUUAAAAGAGAAAAGGAAGAGAUGGAAGCAGCAUCAGCCAAGUUACUUAAUCCUAUUGUUGAAUCUGUUAAACCUGUCGAACCCGAUCUACCUGAAGGAGUUACUAUCAAGAAAGAAAACAUUGAAGAUGAUGAGAAGGUAGAUGAUGGUUUAAUCAUUGAUUUUGGUCAACAAGAGAAAAAGAAAGCCCCGAGAAAACGUGCAACUGCUCCUGGAUCAGUGACAGCACCUAAACGCAAGAAGAAGUCUUUAGAAGCAAAUGUUAUAAUAAAGAGUGAAAGUGACCAAACAGAGAUACAAGACCGAUCAGAGACAACAAAAGAAAAUGUUGAAGCAAAAGAAGGAACGAAGGGCGCUGGUCAAAGGACCCAAAGACAAAGAAGAAAACCCAAAAGAUGGGAUGAUGAUGAAGUUGAGGUCGACUUUUCUGGCACUGCCUCUGAACUUGCUUAUGAAUCCAGUGCAACACCAGCCAAGAAAGUUUGUCCUAAUGAUGAACCAGAAUCGAAAGAAAAAUCCAUCACAAGCGAUGAAGAGAACGAAGAUGAAGAUGAUGCCGAUAAAGAUGACGAUGAUGAUCCAACCAAAUUAUGGUGCAUAUGUCGACAGCCACACAAUAAUCGAUUUAUGAUUCUAUGUGAAGGAUGUGAAGAUUGGUUCCAUGGUAAAUGUGUUGGUAUGACUAAAGCAAAGAAUACGAAAUUAGAAGCCCAAGGAAUAAUGUGGUAUUGUGAUAGUUGUAAAGAAAAAAAUGGUUCUAAACUAACGAAACCUACCACCACCCCUAAAGCUGUUGUGAAACAAGAACCAGUGUUAUCAAAGUCGAUCGCAUCUCCAGAAACACCAACAGCAACAACCGCUAAUACCAUUAUUACAGCCACACCAACAGCCAUUUCACCCGCACAAACAACUACUCCAGUUGUUACCCCAGCAGGACCAGUUGCAGCUUCGACGGUAAAUGAAACUGUUACAAAAGUAGCCUCGAAUUCGGUAUCUUCGAAUAAUCAAGUAACACCCAAAAAACCCAUCAAAGCCAAAAGUAGCGAAGGUAAAGAAAUUCUCGCUAAAAAGAUCGUCAAAAAAGAGAAUCUAAUGAAAAUCGGUGACGUUUUGAAACAACGAAAAUUGAAAGCAGCUGGAGGCAAUCUUUCUGCUGUAGAUAAAAAAGAAGGUAUUCGUUUGAAGAAAUUGAUCAAAUCGUCUAAACUCGAACUCAAGAAAAAGAUCAAUAAAGUAGAUAAAUCGAAAGCAAAAGCAACCACUCCACCGGACAAGGAAAAGGAUAAAGAGAAAGAGAAAGAGAAGGACAAGGAAAAAGAGAAAGAAAAAGACAAGAAUAAAGAAGACAAUAAAUGGGAGCCCAUCAGUAAAGUCGUACCUUUGAUACGAAAUAAAGAGGAGAAAAAGAAGAAACUAAAAAUAGCUCCAGUGGACCGAAGUUUACAAGAUCUUUUCAAAGCAGAACCAAGUAUGGUGCUCAAAAAGUUAGGCCAAUCUACUCCGACAACACCAACUACCCCGAAUGCGCUGACUCCCAAGUUAAAACGGCCAUCAAUUGGAAGUGAAAGUUCAUUGAAAAAGUCAAUGCCAACAAGUGAACAAAAUUGUGUCUCUUGUGGUAAACAAGUUGCUAAAGGUGCCAUCAAGGGAAAAGAGUUCAGCAUCUACUGUACAGAGACGUGCUUAGAGAAACACGUCAAAGAUACACUCGAUAUCAUCAAACAGGCUCGUGCUCAUAGUUCAAAUGUAAAUGGUAACAAAGGGGAAAAACAUCGAGUCAAUCUCGUGGACAGAGCAACAAACCGUCUUAUAUCGGGACAAGGUGCACCAACAGAUGAUAAAGUUCUGGAAUAUAUUAGACUCAAUCCAACUUUCGAAAUCAUGAAACCUAAUCUUGUUCGUCGUCAAAGCAGUCAAUCGAGUGAUCACGAGAAGAAGAAAGAUGGAACAGUGAAGAACAAUUCUACUCCUCCAACAAAAGUAUUGGCAAAUAAAAGGAAAGAAGAUCCCAGUUCUGUUAAAGCCAAGCCCAGUGAAGUCGCUGUCAAGAGUCAGGAUUCAAGAAGGGACGAUAAUUCAGAGACAAUUCGACAUAAUGUGAAAAAGGUUCUGAAAGAAACUUUACAAACUAGAUGUUUAGAAGCAGAAAAUAAAAUGCUCGGUGAAGAUAUUAAGAAAAUUGCCUUCAAAAUUGAGGAGGAACUUUUUAACCAUUUUAACAAAGAGGCGGGGAGUAAGUACAAAACACGAUACCGAAGUUUGGUUUUUAAUUUAAAAGAUCCAAAGAAUCAAGGAUUGUUCCGAAAAGUUCUUACUGGAAGUAUAACUCCCGAAAGACUAGUUCGUAUGUCUCCUGAUGAGCUGGCCUCAUCAGAAUUGGCCAAAUGGAGGGAGCGGGAAAAUAAACACGCACUGGAAAUGAUCAAACGAGAUGCUGAGGCAAUGGCUUCCCAAGUGAUCGUCAAGAAAACUCAUAAAGGAGAAGAAGUAAUUGAGACAAAGAUCUCUAUUGAGACCAUUGAUCCAACCAAAGAGGAAGAGAUCGCUAAAAGUGAAGAAGCCGCUGCAUUGGCAGCAUCAAGUACCUCGGAAACUUCAGUGAAAGAAAAGAUCACCAGUAAUGCUUUAUCGGCAUUAGACUUGCUAAGAGACGAUAAACACCAAGAAGACACAACUGACAAGCACGGGCAACACUUAUUUGAUGCUCAUUGUAAAAUAUGUACAAAGAAAACAAAAUCUGAUCUUAGUCUGACUCACACUAAGUCAAGAAAAGCUGUAUCACCUUCCCCUCGAACAUCAAAUGAAAGUAAAACACCUCAACCUAAAAGGUGCGAGUUGAAUUUGAAGCACCAACAACAAGGAUAAUUGAAAGCUGUAAAAGCCUCAAAAUCAACCAAACAUUUACCAUCUCUAAUUAACGAAUCUAGUAUUUAUGAAUCAAGUGAAGAUCUUUUACCUUCAUCGACCGUUUCAUCAUCACCCGAAGCUAAAAGUAAUCAAGUUCCUAUUUGUUGGAAAGGCUUCAUUUUCAUGCAAGAGGUUGCGAAAUUUGUUGCAACAGCUUACAGAAUCAGUGGAAUCGCCGAUAAUCGUUUAAAGGAUGUUCCCGAUACAAUUACUGUUCGAGGUCGAAUCGCUCCCGAACAAGUUUUGGAUUAUCUUAAGAAACUGAAAUCGACUCGCACUGAUAUCGCUGUUAUACAAUUUGCACCAGCCAUUCAUGAGGAGAAUUCACAAUAUGAAAAAUUUUUUGCAUAUCUGAACAGAAGAAAACGUUAUGGUGUAAUUGGUUCUUCAAAAUCAAUCAAAGAUUUUUAUAUUCUUCCAUUGCCCAAAGACGCUGAUCCUCCAGAAGUGUUGCUUCCUUUUGACGGACCUGGAAUACCAAUAAACAGGCCUAAUCUUUUGUUAGGAAUUUUAGUGAAGUAUAGGAAACAUCCUCCUAAAGCAAUUAUUCGAGAAAAAGUUCCUGCUGAAAGAGAAUUGAAAGAAAGUGACAAAUUACCUGCCGAUGUAACAAAUAACUCGGUGAAGAAAGAUCACCCAGAAAAUGCAAGAUCUUACACACCACCACCUCCAGGCGCAUUUACUAAAAUUGAAGAAGUUACGAACGAAGAGCCAUAUGAUCCUGGACGUAGUUUGACACCACCACCACCACCAUCAUCAUCAUUGGGAGGAGAUGAAAAUCCAAUCAUCAAAGAAGAACCAAAAGAACCAGAGAAAAAGGUCGAUGAAGAUGAACCAUAUGAUCCCGAAGAAAAUGAUAUUCUCAACAUUCCAUCAACAUCCACCUCAUCCAUUAGAAUGGAAAGUCAUCAGAAAAUAUCGCAAUUAUUGGAACAAAUUUCUAAAACUGCUAAUCCAUUGGAGAUGAAAGAAACGCUUUUAGAUAGCAUAACAAAAGAAGCUUCCGAUGAUGACCAAAAGUUACUUACUGAAGCAUUUAACAAAAAAGUCGAAGACUUCAAAAAGCAAUUAGAAGAAGAGGAAAGAAAAGCAACCGAAGCUGCUUUUACAAUAGCAUCUAAAACAAUUGAGAAUGAAAACAAAAACAUUGAUUCUAUUCCUGGUCUUGAUGGUAGUUAUCCUACAACUGAAUAAUCGUUUUUGCUAAUCAAUCAAUGAUCAAUCAGCUCGCGCUACAAACGUAAUGUAUUAAUCAUUUAAUUAUACAGCUAAACACUCCUAAAAUUGUCUAUUUCUACCUGUCUCUCUUUAACCUUUUUCUCUCUCUCUCUCUCUAUCUAUUGCCCUCAGAAUGUAAUUGUAACCCAUUCAUUUUCUCCUAAGAAUUUUUUUCCCUUUUUAAUUCCUCUUCACAUUAAAUUGUUCAUUGACGAA